AUGGCCGACAUGUCCACACUCUCCCAGCUGCUCGAGGCCAGCUUAGACCCCCGGCGCAACAAAGAAGCGGAGCAGGCAAUUCUGCACGAGGCAAGCAAGCCGGGCUUUUCCCUCACACUUCUCCACAUCGUCGCAUCCGAUGCAGCUCCGCAGAACACUCGACUCGCAAGUGCGCUCUACUUCAAGAACCACAUAAAACGAAGCUGGGUGGACGAAGAUGGCAAUUACAAGCUGCCCGCGGACGAGGUCGUCGCUAUCAAGCGCGAGCUGAUAGGCUUGAUGGUUUCAGUACCACCCAACCUCCAGUCGCAACUUGGCGAAGCAAUCGCCGCCAUUGCUGAGAGCGAUUUCUGGGAGCGCUGGGACACGCUGGUGGACGACUUGAUCUCCCGCCUCACACCCGACAACUCCACCGUCAAUAAUGGUGUCUUACAGGUCGCGCAUUCCGUCUUCAAGCGAUGGCGCCCUCUAUUCCGUUCCGACGACCUCUUCACCGAGAUCAACCACGUCCUGUCCAAGUUCAGCACUCCUUUUCUGCAACUGCUUGAGAACACCGACCGCGUCAUCACCGCCUCAGAAGGCAACCCCGCAGCCCUGAAACAAGCUUUUACGACACUCGACUUGAUAGUGAAGCUGUUCUACGACCUUUCCUGCCAAGACCUACCUCCUGUCUUCGAAGACCACAUCGCCAUCAUCGCUGGUCUUCUCCACAAGUACCUGAUCUACGACAACCCUUCGCUACGAACAGAUGACGAAUCGGAGUCAGGUCCCCAAGAAUACGUACGAGCUGGCAUUUUUGAGGCUCUUAUGCUCUACAUUCAGAAGUACGAGGACGUGUUUGGCUCUCAGCUGGGGCAAUUUGUUGACAGCACAUGGAAUUUCCUCAUGACGGUCGGCCUCGAAACCAAAUACGACAUCCUAGUCAGCAAAGCUCUGCAAUUCCUCACAGCGGUGGCCGCAACUCAACACGCCGAGAACUUCAACAAUCAAGAUGUACUCGUACAGGUUAUCGAAAAGGUCAUUCUCCCGAAUUUGACAUUGCGUGAGUCCGACGUCGAGCUGUUUGAGGACGAGCCGAUUGAGUUUAUUCGGAGAGAUCUGGAGGGCUCCGACAACGACACGCGCCGAAGAGCUGCAACCAACUUCCUCCGCCAGCUAAUGUCUCGCUUCGAAGGAUUGGUCACCAGCACUUCUCAGAAAUACAUCAAUGCCUAUCUGGAGAACUAUGCCAAGGAUCCAGCAUCGAACUGGAAAUCAAAAGACACUGCGGUGUAUCUUUUCACUGCGAUAGCUGCAAAGGGUACCGCGACUGCUGCGCAAGGUGUUCUUAGUGUCAACGAAAACGUCAACAUCCUCGACUUCUUCACGACACAUAUCGCGUCUGAUUUGCAGACAGAGGGAGCUGAGGCCAUCCUGAAGGUGGAUGCUAUCAAGUUCUUGUACGUUUUCCGAAGCCAGCUGUCAGCCGAGCACUGGCGGGCUGCCUUUCCGCUCCUCGUAAACCAGCUUGGCAACGAAAAUUACGUAAUUCAUACAUACGCCUCCAUCGCUGUGGAGCGGGUCUUGUUUAUGACAGAUGCCAACAAGCAGCCCAUCAUCCCUCGGUCUGAUGUUGUUGGUUCGUCGAAAGACCUCUUGGCCCACUUAUUCAAGCUCAUCACGAAGAAUUCCGCCCCAGAGAAGAUUCAGGAGAACGAAUUCUUGAUGAAGUGCGUAAUGCGUGUGCUCAUCUUCAUCCGAGAUGGUGUCCUGCCAAUUUGCGACACGAUCUUGAACAACUUCGUUGCAAUUGUCAAGGUCAUCAGACAUAACCCCAGCAAUCCCCGCUUCCAGUACUACUUGUUCGAAGGCAUUGGUGCGCUCGUACGUUUCGGUGCUCCCAAGUACCCGCAAGUCUUCGAGGAGAAGCUUUAUGAGCCCUUUGCAGCCUGUUUAUCCGAAGGCGUCGAAGAGUUUAGCCCUUACAUCUUUCAGCUCUUCUCCGCCUUGUUGGAGGCAAAUCCUUCAAGCGAACUGACCUCAUAUUACCGAAGCCUGUUCACUAUCAUCCUACAGGGAGCUAUCUGGGAGCAGCGCGGUAACGUACCUGCUCUUGCGCGCUUGCUGACUGCAAUGAUCGCCCGUGAUGCGCAACACAUCGUUUCCGAUAAGCAGGUUGAACCAAUCCUCGGCAUCUUUCAGAAGUUGAUCUCGGUCAAAGCACACGAGAGCUACGCAUUCGAGCUCAUUGAGGCUGUCAUUACCUACCUGCCACCACAGGUGUUGGAGCCCUACUUCGUCACCAUCCUUCAGCUCAUGCUUCAAAGGCUUUCCAACAUGAAAACUGAGAAUUUCCAGCAACGAUUUAUUGCAUUCUACCACUUCAUCUCUGCGCGACAGGACAAGGGACUGGGUACUGACUUUUUCAUCAAUGUCACCGACCAGAUCCAGCAUGACGUUUUUAAGCCCAUGUACCUCACUGUCAUCCUUCCAGAGACACAGAAACUUGCGCGCCCCACUGAUCGCAAGACUGCUGUCGUGUCCUUUACCAAGACGCUCGGUGACUCACAAGCAUUCGUCGACCGCUACCCCAAGGGCUGGACCUUCACCACUCAGCGUCUGAUCGAGCUUCUGGUCAACCCACCAGUCCCAACCAGCGCAGAUGACAUCAUCCCUGACGCCGAUGUCGAUGAGGUUGGCUUUGGCGUUGGCUUCACGCAGCUCAACACAUGCAAGAAGGCACCGCGUGAUCCUUUCCCCGAGAUCCCGGACGUCAAGGUGUGGGUUGGACAAUACCUCAAGGAUGCCAAUGCCAGACACAAUGGCAGGAUUGUCAAUAUUGUUCAGGAACGAUUAGACCCAGUGUCCAAGCAAGCACUGGCGGAAUACUUGCAGUAAUGGUCACAUGACCUACUGAUACAGGAUAAGGUGGUUGGAGCAAAAGUUGGGUCUUUGACGAGCCAUAGAGCAUAUGAUACCAGGAUAGCUAGCGAGGGAUUUUGUUCAUCAUAGAUUUGUAGGUAGCCGCUAAGAUCGCGUGAGCGAGCGCAUACU
Parastagonospora nodorum SN15 is the source of this 3033-nucleotide messenger RNA. RefSeq lists its product as hypothetical. Gene Ontology annotation, molecular function: small GTPase binding; nuclear export signal receptor activity. The transcript is spliced from 3 exons. Lineage: Eukaryota; Fungi; Ascomycota; Dothideomycetes; Pleosporales; Phaeosphaeriaceae. Gene Ontology annotation, cellular component: nuclear envelope; cytosol. Bases 1 to 2877 code for a protein of 958 amino acids. The record is from RefSeq and is a predicted model, not a curated record. Gene Ontology annotation, biological process: protein export from nucleus; protein import into nucleus.